This is a messenger RNA of Rosa rugosa (rugosa rose), 1682 nucleotides long. RefSeq names its product RNA-binding protein 1. Lineage: Eukaryota; Viridiplantae; Streptophyta; Magnoliopsida; Rosales; Rosaceae. The record is from RefSeq and is a predicted model, not a curated record. Gene Ontology annotation, molecular function: mRNA binding.
GGUAAAGUAUAUCCUUCAUAUAUGAAACAACUGAGGCCUCCGGCAGCAAUGGUGGCGUUAAUUAUUUGGUGCAGUUGGAGUUGGAGUUGGACGUAGAAAACCCCUUUGUGUGGCCAUCAUCAAGGAUUCUCUGAAAUUUCAGGGUUUUGUCUUCUUCCAUUUCCUUUAUUCAAAUUCGUCCACAUUUUGAGUUGCAGAAAAUCAAAUAUGGCGGACAGCCUCUGGAACCGUCAGCGGCAACUGCUUCCUUCCGGUGGUGUUAAACGACUUCGUUCUGACUACGACCUCCCAACGUCCGGUCUGUAUUCAGGUCAUGAGAUGCGUAGCUAUUUAGCACGGGAUGAUGAUCUUGGUGGUCAUAGGGCUGUAAAGGAUACAAAAUCAAUUGGAUCAGCAUAUGACCGUUAUCUUCAAAAUGGGCAAGUGUCUUCAGAUACCAUGGUUGGAGUUGGAUUGGGGCCUGUUAGUGGUGGAAUGGCUGAUCAUUCGAUUGGUCGCCCUGGGGCUGUUGCUUUGGAUUUAAUUAGUGGUCGAAAUAUUAGUCUUGCUCAGCUCCCAGUGGAUGCAAUGCCUAGACUAGCAGCUGGACGUGAAACAGCUCCUUUACCCCCAGAUGCUACCAACACUUUAUACAUUGAAGGACUUCCUCCUGACAGCACGAGGAGGGAAGUAGCUCAUAUCUUUCGCCCCUUUGUGGGAUAUAAAGAAGUGAGGCUUGUGAGCAAAGAGUCCAAACUUCGUGGUGGUGAUCCCCUUAUCCUUUGUUUUGUGGAUUUUGUAAAUCCAGCCUGUGCUGCAACUGCCAUGAGUGCUUUGCAAGGUUAUAAAAUGGAUGAACACAAUCAUUCUAACUACUUGCGGCUGCAGUUUUCUCGAUUCCCAGGUCCAAGGUCUGGACAUGGAACCCGUAGUAAGAGGUGAAUAGGCUUUAGGUCAUGAGACACAUCUAUAUAGAAGCAAUGAAGAUUGCAUGUAGACAUAUACGUUUGACAUAUGGUCCCUUCUGGAGUUCUGGAGUGGCUGUUUUACAUUGUACACAAUAAAGCUUGGGCACACAUGAAAUCGUAAGCACUCGAGAUGCACAUUGUAGCAUCUAAGCAGUGAAACCAGGAGUAAUUUCAUACAGAAGAACCUAUACCAGAUAGGAAAGGUCUCUUAUUUUUACUGGUUUUCUUUCUCUUGUAAACAUUAUAGCGUUUGAGUUCUAACAAUCAUAUAGAUUAUGCAAUGGAUUGUGCCUUCUGUGUUGGAGAUGCAUAUUAACUUAUUAAGAAGGGACCCCCUCCCCCAGUUGGGAAGAAACAGAUUGAUUGAAUAGGAAAAUAGUUCAGUGGAUUAACUCAAUGACAUGCAUGGAGUUCUGGAUUCUUGUCCAAGAAGUUGCCAAGUCUAGCUAAAAGUUUAGAUUAUGUCAUUGACUCAGAAUUGUACUUGGCUUCUCUGGAAUUAAGAUCUUGUUGGGAUCUCACCCUUGUGGGUUUGUAUGAUUACCCCAAAAGAAGAAAUCAUAUCUAAGCACUUACAUUAUUCAAGUUGUCUUCUACUGUAACUUUCAUUUUCUUAGGAAUAGAGCUUACUGUAACUUACAUUGUCAAUUUGGAACAGGCUUGUACUUUUAUCUGGUCUGUAAGUUCCAGUUCAGUAGAUCAGUGUCAUUUUGGAACAGAAUUGUACUUUUAUCC